UGUCAAAUCCAGCCAGUGACCACAUCAGCUAGCGAAGCCUCCACCGGCUCACAGACUGCUGGCUCAUCUAGCUUUUGUUGUCAGGGUUUCAAUCCGGUCCUCUAUCAUCGAUAAAUAAAACCUCUCGGAGAAUACUCCCAUUUUUGUUUGUUAAUCCGUUGGUCUCGUCUCUGCAUCCCAGCUACAAUGGCUGAUCCCAAAUACGCAAACUUGCCAGGAAUUGCCUUUAACGAGCCCGACGUCUACGAGACCGGCGACCUUCCAGAAGAUGACCAGGCUCAGUUUGAGUCGGAGCUGGAGGAGCUUUGCAGUGACAGUGUGGAGAGGAUUGUGGUCAACCCGAACGCCGCCUACGACAAGUUCAAAGACAAGCACGUCAGCACGAAGGGACUCGAUUUCUCAGACAGAAUCAGCAGAAGCAAAAGAGUGGGCUAUGAGUCAGGAGAAUAUGAAAUUCUUGGAGAGGGAUGUGGGGUGAAGGAGACGCCCCAGCAGAAGUAUCAACGGCUGGUGAACGAGAUCCAGGAACUCACUCAGGAGGUGGAGUCUAUCCAGGCCACCACAAAGGAAAGCAACGCCGAGGAGCGCCUGACCCCGGUCGUGCUCGCCCAGCAGGCAGCCCAGCUCAAACAGCAGCUGGUCUCCGCCCACCUCGACUCACUGCUGGGACCCCAGGCGCACAUCAACCUGGCCGACCCCGACGGAGCACUGGCCAGGCGUCUGCUAACCCAGCUGGAGGCUGCCAAGGGCAGCCGUGGCAGUGGCGCAGGAGAGAGCAAGGCGGCGGCAGCUAAGGGCCCAGAUGGAGUCAUACUAUACGAGCUCCACAGCAGACCAGAGCAGGAGAAAUUCAACGAGUCUGCCAAGAUGGCGGAAUUGGAGAAGCGUCUAGCUGAGCUGGAGAUGGCUGUUGGCUCAGGAUCAGACAAACAGGGCCCUCUGAGUGCUGGGGUACAAGGAUCCAGUUUGAUGGACACCUUGGAGCUCCUGCAGGCGAGGGUCAGUGCAUUGGACGCUAAUACUCUGGAUCAGGUGGAGGCCAGACUGCAGAGUGUCCUUGGAAAGAUGAAUGAGAUUGCUAAGCACAAGGCAGCCAUUGAGGACGCCGAUACACAAAACAAGGUGUCGCAGCUUUAUGACGUGGUGCAGAAGUGGGAUGCCAUGGCCACCUCUAUACCUCAGGUGGUGCAGAGGCUCAUAGCCGUCAAGGAGCUGCAUGAGCAAGCCAUGCAGUUCGGGCAGUUGUUGACCCACUUGGACACAACUCAGCAGAUGAUCAAUAACUCCCUGAAGGACAAUAACACCCUGCUAACACAGGUCCAACAGACCAUGAAGGAGAACCUGGUGGCAGUAGAAGAAAAUUUUGCUGCACUAGAUCAGAGGAUGAAGAAGCUCUCCAAAUAAACAGAAGCAAAAUCAGAACAGGUCCAGGGGCGUGGAGACAUUGGACAGGAGAAGGCUUAGAGAGCAGAGGGAGGUGGAGGACACUGUGUUAACUCUGCCACCCCUCUCUUGCUCUCUUCCUGCACCUCUUUUUGUUUUCUUUUUCUUUCACAAAAGCCGAAUGUUAUAGAAAGUGGGGAAAAGAUAGAGCAUCAGAAAUGGAGACCAAAUUUUCAUGUCUACUCUCCCCUCCUCUUCCUUUAUCUUGCAUUGAUUUGAUAUCAGCUGAAAUGCAUCUGUCCACUCUUUACAUACCACUGAUUGCAAUUCCCUGUUAAGCUUGUUCAAUUUUAGACUGGGUUGUUUUUAUAAUUCCUAGUAUUCUUCCAUUCCCUUGGGAACCUUUCACACUAGUUCUGGGUAUGUACAGUAUGUUUUGGUCCACUAAGUGAUUCACGGUGCUGUCGGACAGCUAUCUGACAAGUGAAAGAUUGAGGACGCGCUUUCAACUGUGCACAAGAAUCAAGAUCCAUCGUCUCAAUGUUGUAGCAGGGGCACAUGUGUGCAUGUCGGGGGCAAGUUGCGGAAGGAAUGCUUGUAAAUAUGCCUGUGUACCUUAUGUUUCUUCAUGCUCAGUCGCUUGUAACUAUAUUAUUAUGACUGAGACCAGAUGCCACAGACAAACUUUUAAUCUGCUUUGUCAUUGCCUAUAAAUUAACUGUAUCGUACAUCUGUGGUCAUGGAAACUGAACAAUAAAACCAAGUGCUGUAAGCUGGACUCCUUU
Molecule: messenger RNA, 2168 nt
Organism: Myripristis murdjan (pinecone soldierfish)
Lineage: Eukaryota; Metazoa; Chordata; Actinopteri; Holocentriformes; Holocentridae
Gene: dctn2
Product: dynactin 2 (p50)
Exons: 15
Coding region: 187-1404 (405 amino acids)
Biological process (GO): microtubule-based process
Cellular component (GO): dynactin complex
Source: RefSeq, a predicted model, not a curated record